This is a messenger RNA of Lodderomyces elongisporus, 339 nucleotides long. RefSeq lists its product as uncharacterized. Bases 1 to 339 code for a protein of 112 amino acids. Gene Ontology annotation, molecular function: Rho GDP-dissociation inhibitor activity; protein binding. The transcript has 2 exons. Gene Ontology annotation, biological process: Rho protein signal transduction. The record is from RefSeq and is a predicted model, not a curated record. Lineage: Eukaryota; Fungi; Ascomycota; Pichiomycetes; Serinales; Debaryomycetaceae. Gene Ontology annotation, cellular component: membrane; cytosol; cytoplasm.
AUGCCUAGAAUCCCAGUUGAAGGUCAAGACUCCAUCAAUGUUGAGAUCCCUGGUGGCUCCAAAUACACAAUGACCCUUAGAUUCAAAGUCAAGAAUAGAAAUUUGACAGACUUGAAAUACAAACAAGUUGUUAAGAAAGGUGGUAUCACUAUUAGAUCGAGAGAGGUAGAAAUAGGCACAUAUGACGCAUCGGAAACCGAGAUUUACGAAAAGACAUUUGCCGAGGACGAAACUCCUGGCGGAUGGAUUAUGAGAGGUACAUACUAUUGUACCUCAACAUACUUUGCAGGUGACGAACAACUCAUUGUCAAUGACUGGACCCUUCAAAUCACUGCUUAA